This is a messenger RNA of Archocentrus centrarchus (flier cichlid), 3468 nucleotides long. RefSeq names its product cerebral endothelial cell adhesion molecule (gene cercam). Lineage: Eukaryota; Metazoa; Chordata; Actinopteri; Cichliformes; Cichlidae. The transcript has 12 exons. Bases 83 to 1858 code for a protein of 591 amino acids. The record is from RefSeq and is a predicted model, not a curated record.
UCUCGGAGUGCUGACGCGUACCGCGGCUACGUGCUGCUCCGGAGCCCCGCGGAUUUACUUGCCAACUUUACCAGCCUCCACCAUGAUACUUCACUUUCUAGCUUUAGGGGCCUUUGUUUUCCAGGCUGAAUGUUACUUUUCGGAGGAGAAGUAUCCGGAGGAGUCGAAAAUGCAGCCUCCUACCGUGGUUAUCGCUAUCAUAGCGAGAAAUACUGCUCACUCCCUGCCGUACUACCUCGGAGCUCUGGAGAGACUCAACUACCCCAAAGAUCGCAUCUCUGUGUGGGCAGCCACGGAUCAUAACCUAGAUAACACCACAGCCAUACUGAAGGAGUGGCUGACUGUCAUGCAAAAAUUUUACCAUUAUGUUGAGUGGAGACCAAUGGACAAGCCCACGUCCUAUGCUGGAGAGUUGGGUCCUAAGCAUUGGCCCAACAGCAGAUAUGAAUAUGUGAUGAAGCUGAAACAAGCAGCGCUCAACUUUGCCAGGAAACACUGGGCUGAUUACAUCUUGUACUCCGACACAGACAAUAUCCUCACAAACCCAGACACCCUCAACCUGCUGAUAGCAGAAAACAAGUCAGUCAUUGCUCCUAUGUUAGAUUCUCCGGGAGCGUACUCCAACUACUGGUGCGGUAUCACUCCGCAGGGAUAUUAUCGUCGCACAGCAGAGUACUUCCCCACCCGUCACCGUCACAGACUGGGCUGCUUCCCAGUGCCCAUGGUCCACAGCACCCUGCUGCUGGAUUUGAGGAAACAGGGCAUGAAGAAACUUGCUUUCUACCCUCCUCAUGAUGACUACUCGUGGCCCUAUGACGAUAUCAUUGUUUUCGCCUUCUCCUGUCGGGCUGCAGAGAUACAGAUGUACCUGUGUAACAAGGAGCGCUACGGCUACCUGAACGUCCCGGCCAAACCGCACCACACCUUAGAAGACGAUCGCCUCAACUUUGUCCAUGUUCACCUUGAGUCUAUGAUUGAUGGUCCACCCAUGCAUCCUUCUCGCUUCAUCCACAUGUUUCCUAAACAGAGAGACCUCAUGGGAUUUGAUGAGAUCUUUCUGAUUAAUCUGCGACGCCGUUCUGACCGUAGAGACAGGAUGUUGUUUUCUCUAAACGAGCUGGAGAUUGACGUCAAAGUGGUCGACGCCGUGGACGGAAAUGCACUGAACAGCAGUGACAUUAAGAUUUUAGGUGUCGACCUGCUGCCAGGAUACUAUGACCCAUUCUCUGGGCGCACCCUGACCAAAGGAGAAGUGGGCUGCUUCCUCAGUCACUACUACAUCUGGAAGGAGAUGGUGGACAUGCAGAUGGAUAAGGCCCUGGUCUUUGAAGAUGAUGUUCGCUUUCAGGCCAACUUCAAGCGCCGAGUACUCAAAAUGAUGCAGGAUGUGGAGCAGGUGGAGCUGGACUGGGACAUCAUAUACUUGGGCAGGAAGCAGGUGAAUCCUGGAAAUGAGCAGGCAGUGGAGGAUGUUCGUAACUUGGUGGUGGCCGACUACUCGUAUUGGACUCUGUCCUACGCCAUCUCCCUACAGGGAGCCCAAAAACUCCUCAAUGCUGAGCCACUUUCCAAGAUGCUGCCUGUCGAUGAAUUCCUCCCCAUCAUGUAUGACAAACAUCCCAACGAGGACUACAAAUCCCACUUCCUCAACAGAAACUUACAAGCCUUCAGUGCGCACCCCCUCCUGGUCCAGCCUUGUCACUACGCCGGUGAUCCCCAGUGGGUGAGCGACACAGAGACGUCGACCCUGUGGGAUGAUGACUCUGUAAGGACCGAUUGGAGGGGCUCCCACAAGACCCUGAAAGGGGCUGCCCCGGCACACGAGAUGCUGUCAGUUGCCUACAGGGAUGAACUUUAGUGCAGCGGAAAUGUAGCUGUGGAGAAGCUGCAGGUCAACAGGCCAUGAGGUCACAGAGACGGAUGCUGGGGAGAGUGGCUUUCACUCCACUCUGUCCUCAAACUGACAUGCUCAGAGUUGUUUUUUUUUUUUUUAAUGCAUCUUAGAUUGGAGGUAACAACAUAAGGGAGAGUGUUUGUUUUGGCUUUGUGUAAAGACAUGCACAGAUGUCUUUGUAUAUAAAAUGCGUGAACUUGCACAGAUUUUUCUCAAACAGCCCUAUGUGUAGAGUGUUUUCCUUUUGUCUUGUGGUUUACUUUGCUCAGACAUUUAGUUUAGUUUCUUUAUUUAGGGUGUAAAUUCACUAUCUAUGGUUUAUGUCAAGAUAUCUGUUUUAAAUGUACUCCUGUGAUAGUGCCUAAUCUGUUGAUCACAGACUGAUGGAGGCUUCAGUAACUGCACUGUUAACAACUCCUUGCAAGUCUGGAAAAAUAGUGGUUCUUCUUUCCUUUUCAUUUUUAUUUUUCAUGUUGGCAUAUCUGUCUGUGCAUUUCUGUGUUUGUGCGUUUCAUCCACUGGGACUGGAGAGAGACAGGUAACACAAAUCUCAAAUGACCAUCGUUGAGAUUUCUUUCCAUAAACAGCUCCAAGGCUUGUGGAUCUCUGUACACUAUGGAAGUUUAGAUUCAUAAAGUAUUUUGUUAGUGACAUUGAGUGUUUACAUUUGAAAAAUUCAAGCUUCUUCUCAAUUGUUUUUUUUUUUUUAAUGUGAUGGAUUAAGUUGGACUACCUUCUGCUCUACAGCUGUUUUAAGCAUCAUCUGAGUUAGCAUGAUGCCAGGUGGUUAUUAAAUUUAUCCCUACACAAGUCUUCUCAAAGUUCGCCCGCAAGAGUUCAAUUUCAGGCUGUCUCAAAUGGAAGCACAUAUUCCUGGUUUUAUAAUAUUACAUCAUGAUUCAAGGACCCUGUGAGAGCAUUUUGUGUUGUAUUAUACUAUUACAAGCACAAGAGAUUCUCCUAUAAAAUAUGGACCCAAAUUUCAAAUACUUGUACAAAAUCUAUGCAGCAUGUUGAGGCAUGAAAAGUGUAGCCUCGGUUCAUCUUAUGUCCAGUUGUUUGAGUGUUUGGAGAGCAGCUAGGAGCUUUCUUAUCCCACAUGUUAUGUUUUAAACAUAAAUGUUUUGUGUUGCUUAAGUCUUUAAAGUUCUUAUGAAAAUACAGCUUUAACAGUCUUUGGUAGCGUCACUGUCACGCCAGGAUUGGGCUGACACUUGUCUAGACAGGGUUGCAGUGCAGGUAACUGAUGUUGCACGUCUGUGGAUUUGAUCGGGUCAGACUAAACUUGCACUUCCUCUUUGUGAGCAUUUACGACAAUCUGUUUCAUAUAUUGUUUUUGAUAUUGUGGGUUUCCUUUCCUGCAAAUAACUUAUUUGAUAAGUUUUUCUUUUAGGUCGAUAGAUGAGUCGCACAACAUGAUGUACAACACGCGGGUACAAUGGCUUUUUUGCCUCGUGGUGUCUUUGAGCAAUUAAUCUGUAUUCAUUUUAAUAAUCAUUAAUUACUAUUGUUUUCUCAACUGGAUAGAAAGCAUAGAAAGAAUCUUAUUACAUUGUUAUAUAUGUGUUUAUGGA